UUUCAGAUUAAAAAACCGUUUAAUUUCAUGUGAAACUAGAAAUCUGUUGAUCUUAUACACGUGUAUAAUAAGAGAAAAAGCAGAUUGCCAUUCGUUUUAUUUUUCUUCAAAGAUAAAUUAGACAAAAAUGAAGGUUGUUCUAGUUGCUGUAAUCGCUGCUGCGUGUUUGAUCAGUGCCAACGCCGAUUCGCAGUGUGAAGAACACCGCCAAAGAGAACUCGAAUCAAAUGCUCAUGUAAAACUCGUGCCUAAAUGCACACGAGAGGGAGACUAUGAAGAUCUUCAAUGCUUCGAAAACUCCAAUUUCUGCAUGUGCUGGAGACCUGAUGGUAGCCAUAUCACCGAUCCUUCUAAGAAGAUCAAGACAUGUACUUGCCAUGUUCACAAAGAUCGAGAGCUAUCAUUAGCCGCCAAAGGAAUAAUUGGAAACUUCAUACCCAGUUGCCAUGAAGAUGGUACUUAUGCCAAGAAACAGUGCCAUGGAUCUAUUGGACUCUGUUGGUGUGUUGACGAAGAUGGUAAAAAAGUUUCAGAAUCUGUAAGAGGAGAUCUUGAAUGUUAGAAACGCAAUCUUGUAAAUAAAUUUUUUAAUACAUACA
Molecule: messenger RNA, 599 nt
Organism: Parasteatoda tepidariorum (common house spider)
Lineage: Eukaryota; Metazoa; Arthropoda; Arachnida; Araneae; Theridiidae
Product: U20-hexatoxin-Hi1a
Source: RefSeq, a predicted model, not a curated record